AUAGAUCUACCUAUAAUGUAUUCCAAUCAACAAUCAUUCAGUAUGUGGAUAAGGGAUUGACUGCAUGUUGGGCAUGUACCUAUUAAAACUUCCACUGGUCGCCGUCAUCUCCAUUUUAUCAUACGACACAGACCCUUGCGCUGUCCAAAUUCCGCCCCAAAUUGACUUGGAUUUCACCGCAGCCUAAGUGCUUUUCGAGCGGCCGAGAAGUCUCUUCGUGAGAAAGCAAUCCCGUCAUGAAUUUCUCAAUAGUUCUGGUCGUAGUAAGCCAGCUCCUGGCAGGGCUGGCGAUGGUGGCGGAGCCCAUGCCCUUGGGAAACACGGAGCCGAAGACGACCAGUUUGCUCGGUCGAUUGUCUUCGAGGAUGGACAAGUUGAAGGCCAUUGAAGGCAUCGGAAUGAUUGACAGUUUCGUUUUCGGCUGCAGGGGAGCGGACAGCGACAGGAUUCAAGAACUAAGAGAGGCAGUGCUAUCGCUGAUUCAGGCAGUCGAUUGUUAUGAUUCAGCCGGCAGUAGGAGCACCCUGUCCGAGCCUCCUGUCGCCAGCUUCUCCUUGCCAGUAGACUGGUUUUCAUCCUUCGAGUCUGAAACCCCCAGUUUUGAGGAUCCGUCCCAAGAACCUGGAGUCUCCACGGCCAAGCCUCCUAGCAACAGCAGGCUCCCCCAGGAUAUCUGACUUUUCAGCAGAGUAGUUCUCUCCAACCUCAGAGCCUGAAGUCCCCAUUUGAGAUGAGCCGUCCUCUGAACCUAGAAUCUCCAGUGAUGAGUAGCUAUCUGAAGAGCCCGAAGCUCCCAGCAAUGAAAAGCUGUCCUCAGACCCCAAAGUCCCAUGUUAUGAAGAGCCCAGUACUCCCAAUCUCCUAGGCUGACAAGCUAAUGAACUAUUUUAGUGCCUCGAUUUUUUCAGUGAAACAUCAAGGAAAAGCUUGGACCUUGGUUAAACCUCAACGAGCCAAAUGAAAUAAACUCUGACACUUAUGCCAAUGAUGAUGUCAGAGUGACAUGAUGUUAUGAUGAGUGAUGUUACUGGUGAUCAGAACUGUAUGCGUAUUCUGUAUGAUUGAUUCCCCAAGGAAAUGUUCUACAUAAUUAACAAGUUCAUAAAAUUUCUUUCUCCCUUCGGUAUCAUGCUUUGAGUUUGGGUUGUAUCUUUAAAUGCAAAUUUUCGCAAUGAUUCAGCUAAAUGUUAAAAGUUUGAAAAUUGCAGAAUUAUGACACACGGUGAAAACAAGGCACAAGUCGCCAAAGCCGCUUUUGAGUACGGGGCCUUUGAGUUACACAAUAGAAACCAAAAAGCACCCUCAACAUUUUUCUCCCACGUAAUAUCCACGUUCAUUAGGAUGCAAAAAGAGUGACUCGUCAAAACAAAGAGUUAAUCUUGCUCUUUCUACUGCAAACCAAAAUAAAACUGUGUGAAAAAAAAUGGCCUUCUGGCUUGUUUUCACAUAGGUCACAUUCUAUUGACAUGCGCGAGUUAAUUUCGAUGUGAAUAAAGGUAACUGAUUAACCAUCCAA
This is a messenger RNA of Acanthaster planci (crown-of-thorns starfish), 1516 nucleotides long. RefSeq lists its product as uncharacterized. The record is from RefSeq and is a predicted model, not a curated record. NCBI's taxonomy places the organism in Eukaryota, Metazoa, Echinodermata, Asteroidea, Valvatida, Acanthasteridae.